This is a messenger RNA of Puntigrus tetrazona (Sumatra barb), 3154 nucleotides long. It is a transcript of the gene cs, whose product is annotated as citrate synthase. The coding region runs from base 112 to 1518 and encodes 468 amino acids. NCBI's taxonomy places the organism in Eukaryota, Metazoa, Chordata, Actinopteri, Cypriniformes, Cyprinidae. The record is from RefSeq and is a predicted model, not a curated record. The transcript has 11 exons. Gene Ontology annotation, biological process: citrate metabolic process; tricarboxylic acid cycle; carbohydrate metabolic process. Gene Ontology annotation, cellular component: mitochondrial matrix.
GGCCCGAGUCCCUUUUUCAACCUUCACUGCGAGCACGGUAUCGAGAGGGGCACCUUCAAGCAGGGGUCGAUAAAGAAGCACUUGCAAUAUUUAUACACACAUUCAAGAACAAUGUCCUUCCUCUCUAUCAGCAGACUAGCCCCAAGGCUCCUCAGUUCAAAGAAUGCAGCAUGCGUCGUUGUGGCUGCCAGAAAUGUCAGCGCAUCCACGAAUUUGAAAGACGUCCUGGCAGACCUCAUCCCUAAAGAACAGAGCAGGAUCAAGAACUUCAAACAGCAGCAUGGCAAAACCACAAUUGGUCAGAUCACAGUGGACAUGGUUUAUGGAGGAAUGCGAGGCAUGAAGGGUUUAGUGUACGAGACCUCUGUGCUCGACCCUGAUGAGGGCAUCCGUUUCCGUGGUUACAGCAUUCCAGAGUGUCAGCAGCUGUUGCCCAAGGCUCCUGGUGGAGAGGAGCCGCUGCCAGAGGGUCUGUUCUGGCUGCUUGUCACAGGACAGGUGCCCACUGAGGAGCAGGUGAGUUGGUUGUCUAAGGAGUGGGCUAAACGUGCGGCCCUUCCCUCUCACGUGGUCACCAUGCUGGACAACUUCCCCACCAACCUGCACCCGAUGUCUCAGUUCAGUGCCGCCAUCACGGCUCUGAACAGCGAGAGCAGUUUCGCUCGGGCUUACUCUGAGGGAGUUAACAAGGCCAAGUACUGGGAGUUUGUGUACGAGGACUCCAUGGACUUGAUCGCCAAGCUCCCUUGCGUGGCGGCAAAGAUCUACCGUAACUUGUACCGUGAAGGAAGCAGCAUCGGCGCCAUCGACUCCAACCUGGACUGGUCACACAACUUCACCAACAUGCUGGGCUACAGCGAUUCACAGUUCACAGAACUCAUGAGGCUCUACCUCACCAUCCACAGUGACCAUGAGGGUGGAAACGUUAGUGCGCACACUAGUCACCUGGUAGGCAGCGCCCUUUCUGACCCCUACCUCUCCUUCAGCGCUGCUAUGAAUGGCUUGGCCGGACCCCUGCACGGAUUGGCCAAUCAGGAGGUGCUAGUGUGGCUGACAGCCCUGCAGAAGGAGCUCGGUGGUGAAGUGUCUGAUGAGAAAAUGAGGGAUUACAUUUGGAACACCCUCAAAUCGGGCAGAGUGGUGCCAGGUUAUGGCCACGCUGUUCUGAGGAAGACAGAUCCUCGCUAUACCUGUCAGCGUGAGUUUGCCCUCAAGCACCUUCCCAAUGACCCUAUGUUCAAGCUGGUAGCUCAACUCUACAAGAUUGUACCCAACGUGCUUCUGGAGCAGGGCAAGGCCAAGAACCCCUGGCCCAAUGUAGAUGCACACAGCGGAGUCCUGUUGCAAUAUUAUGGCAUGACUGAGAUGAACUAUUACACUGUGUUGUUUGGCGUAUCCCGAGCUUUGGGCGUCCUCUCUCAGCUGGUGUGGAGCAGAGCGCUCGGCUUCCCCUUGGAGCGUCCCAAGUCCAUGAGCACGGACGGACUCAUGGCUCUAGUUGGGGCCAAAUCAGGCUAGAGAGUGAGAGACCAUGCCAGCAGAGUGGGGACAGGAAGGGGAAGAGCCUAAUCUAUUAGAAACAAGCCCCCAGGCUAAGGGAUUUAAAGAGACAGUACACUUUUAAAUUUCAUCUAAAAAGGGCCUUUGUUAUUAAUGUAACAUCAAGAUUACACAUCUCAUUUACACAUUUAUUAGUCUUUCACUCCCAGAAUUUACAUGUAAAGCUACUUUUUCAGAUGAAAUGUGUAGACGCAUUACACGGUCACUGCUUGCAGUGGCUCCUUUUAAGUAUUCCCACAGAUUUAUCCGACCAUAUGAUGCAGCUAUGGAUGUAGCGAGGUGGUGUUUUGGAGAAGGCAGUGUUAUUGACCAAGAAAGAUGCGUCUUCCCAGAAAUCACUUCUCUCCUUAUUUAAACUAAUAAUGGUUAUUAAAUACUAGUAAAUAAGAGGUAGUUCACAUAGUAUGUAAAUACACCCUUAAUCCUCAGCUCUCACACCAAUUAUAUCACUUUUAGUCUUUGUAUUUUUACUCUCCUGAGGUCAGAUGUUCACUUGAGCCUCUGUUUGUGUGAGGAAAUGAAUUGUCAAAACCCUGCUCUGAGCCGGUCAGAUAAUUUGACAAAGUUUGACUAGGCGUCCCUCUCGUUUCUCCUCGUAAGAGCACUCCACGAUGGCAAUACGGUCCUCUCUCAACAGAAUUGAUUCUAUGAGUUCAGUUCAACUUGGGUAGCUUGUACAUUUGUUUAAAAGGGUACUGCCCCUUUAAGUUAUCUCUCAUAUUGCUCUCUGACUUCAACCAAUCGUCUUCAUCUUCCCGUCUGUUGUUUGUAAGCACCUCUUUAUUUGAAAUGACCAGUCCUCCUUUAUUUCAUCAGUGAACAUAUUGGCUUUGAUUUAAGUUUGUGUCAUUCACACAAGUUAUGUACCAACUUGAGAGCAAAGGCACUCAAAAUCUGCCACUUUUUACCUGUUUUAGUGUCUCUUUUUCCCAGUGUUUUGAAGAAUGAUGUCUUGUAUAAAAAGGAAAGCUAUCAUUUUGUGUAGGUAUACAUAAGUUGUGGUUUUAUUUAUUCAUGUAAAUAUAGCUUUGAAUGUAUGAACUGCAUAUCAAAACACUGUCACACCAUCCCUGUUAUUCAAACCACUUUUCUGUAAUGGCUCUCUUAACCCUUUAUUUUAAGUAAACUAUACCUUUAAUAUAAUUUAAAACAUGACUUGUACUGCUGUGACGCACAUGGGUCCUGCUCUCUUGCACGCUUGCUCUCAGGUUUUUUUUUUUUUUUUUUUUUUUGGAUAAUCUAGCAGCUAUUUUAGCUAGUCGGUCCAUAAGCACUCCAUUAACUCAAUGGCACUUUCCCCCCCAAUCAUCAUUUCCCACUUAUCUAAUAGCGUGAGAAGAAUUGUCUGGUUUGCUGUGCCCUUUUUUGUUUUCAUCAUGAUGUACGUGAUUGGUUGAUGCGAUGUCGGGUAAUUUAAAUAACGAGGAAUGUGAAUGUGGAGAUGAUUGGUUGAAGUCAGACGCACCAGGGGAAUUGGGGAGGGGAACAAGAAAUGGGGAGGGGGUUGAUUGGGGAAAAAGAAGCUUAGGCGAACAAAGAGAAAAAUAUCGGAAAACUUGACAAAAAAGGAAAACCAAUAAAUGUUUUUAACAAA